UGGAUAACAUUUUGCUGAAAGCAUAAAGAUUGAAGAACGCAUUCUUUGGUGGAAGGAAAUUUGGUAGUGAUAUGGGACCCUUAACGACGCUAAUGUUUCAUACAUGGUGCGCCUUCACCUUUCGCGUGUCCCGUGUGCUGGGCCAUGUCGUGUAAACUCUAAAGUUGGGGAAGAGUCACAAAGCCGAUAACGUCGGGCUGGUCGCAUUACUACUGCGGCGGGCUAGGUAGAGCAGUGGUCGGCUGUGUCGCCUUUUCGCCGUUUGCACAUGAUGCCGCCCCGGCGGGCGCCGUCGCGGUGGCGCCGCCUGCGGGCUGCCCUCUCGCCGGACCAGCUGCAGCGCUACCUCUUUAGCCCCGACUGCUGUGUGCCAAUGGCAGGGCUUCUACUGCUCGCCGAGUGCGUCAUCAACGUGGCCGUGAUCGAGCGCGUCAAGUACACAGAGAUCGACUGGCGCGCCUACAUGCAGGAGGUGGAGGGCGUGUGGAAUGGCACACUCGACUACUCGCGCCUGAGCGGCGACACCGGUCCGCUGGUGUACCCGGCCGGCUUCGUGUACGUCUUCCUCGGCCUGUACCAUGUCACUGCGCAGGGCGCCAACAUGAGGCUGGCACAGUACAUUUUCAUGGUCAUCUACCUGGCCAACCUGGCACUGGUUAGUCGCAUCUACGUGCGGAGCCGCAAGAUCCCGCCAUACAUGCUGCUUAUGAUGAGUCUUACCUCCUACCGCAUCCACUCCAUCUAUGUCCUGCGUCUCUUCAACGACCCGGUAGCGAUGCUGCUGCUUUACGCCAGCAUCAACUGCUUCAUGGACGGCCGCUGGUCGCUGGGCAGCGUGCUGUUCUCACUCGGCGUCUCGAUCAAGAUGAACGUGCUGCUGUUCGCGCCGGCGCUGCUGCUGGCCUACAUCACGUGCCUGGGCUGGGCCGGCGCCGCGCGCCAGCUGACCAUCUGUGCCGCGCUGCAGCUCGUGCUCGGCGCGCCGUUCCUCGCUACCAACCCGAUGGCGUAUGUGCGCGGCGCGUUCGACCUGGGUCGAGUGUUCCAGUACCAGUGGACGGUCAAUUGGCGCCUGUUGCCUGAGGCGCUGUUCCUGGACCGGCGGCUGCACGCGCUCCUGCUAGCACUACACGUGGUCACGUGCGCAGUGUUCGCCCGCCGCCGUUGGUACCGCUUUCUGGAAGGCUUCGCGCGCCUGCAGGCGGCCGACGGCCCGGCGAUUCGCUGUCAGCUGCUGCUGCUGCCGCUCUUCACGUGCAACCUGGUGGGCAUGGUCUUCUGCCGCUCGCUGCAUUACCAGUUCUACGUGUGGUACUACCACAGCCUGCCGUACCUGCUCUGGAGCGCCAACUUCUCGACGGCCACGCGGCUCUGCAUGCUGGGCCUGGUCGAGCUCUGCUGGAACACGUACCCGUCGACGCCGCUGAGCUCGGCGGCGCUUCACUGUUGCCACCUGGUGCUGCUGGGCGGCCUCUGGCGGACGGGCGCCGUGCUGGCGCAGGUGGCGCCACCGGUCGGCGUCCGCAAGCUCAAACAGUGACGUGCAGCCGUCAGUUACGUGCCUUCAGGUGUGUGGACCCGGGAACAAUGGCACGCUGCAGUCGUGGGCUCGGCACUGAGUUACUACACUGUGGCCGCUGGCGUGGUGUUGCCGUGUUAAGGGGUGGGGGUCGGGUGGACCGUAUCUAGUCUCGCAAUAAAGUUGGUAAA
Messenger RNA from Pollicipes pollicipes, 1710 nucleotides. RefSeq names its product lethal(2)neighbour of tid protein. Gene Ontology annotation, molecular function: dol-P-Man:Man(5)GlcNAc(2)-PP-Dol alpha-1,3-mannosyltransferase activity. The record is from RefSeq and is a predicted model, not a curated record. The transcript is spliced from 2 exons. Gene Ontology annotation, cellular component: endoplasmic reticulum. Lineage: Eukaryota; Metazoa; Arthropoda; Thecostraca; Pollicipedomorpha; Pollicipedidae. The coding region runs from base 269 to 1540 and encodes 423 amino acids.